AGUGUCCUCUCUCGGCAGCUGUAGUGGAGUAACUUCUAUGCCUGGUUUUAGCUGAGACAUUUCUUUGGGUUUUGAGUCUCAAAUUUUCAGAGUUGCUCUUGGGUCUUUUGCCAGUGUUGACCCUGAACUUACAUAGAGCAAGACGAAUACAUUACUAACAUGAAUAGCCUCCAAUUCUUGCGGGGAGUUAAUACCCUCAUGAAAACAGUUAAAUUAUGCAGACAGCGAUCGUUGGUUCAGGUGUGUGCUAACCUUUCCACUGGACCUCAGCAACAACAUGGCAUUUUGUACGAGUUCCGCACAUACUCUAUCAAACCAUCAGAGAUGAACAACUUUAUGAAAUUAACUAAGGAGCACAUUGACAUACGGACUGCUCACUCUGAGCUGACUGGUUACUGGACUGUGGAAUUAGGGGGUGUGAAUCAGGUCUUCCACAUCUGGAAAUAUGAUGAUUAUACGCACAGGGCAACUGUGAGGGCAGCACUAGGUCAAGACAAAGAAUGGCAAGAAAAAUACAUGACGAAGAUGCUGCCGCUGUUAGAUAAGCAAGAAAAUGAAAUCACUUACCUUGUGCCGUGGUGUCAGCUGAUGAAGCCAGAAAAAGAAGGGGUUUAUGAGAUUAUCACCUUUCAAAUGAAACCUGGAGGUCCUGCUGCUUGGGGCAAGGCUUUUCGAGCUGCUAUCAACACUCAUGUUAAUUCAGGGUAUUCAACACUAGUUGGGGUUUUUCACUCUGAAUUUGGCCUACUCAACCGAGUGCAUGUGCUUUGGUGGCAUGAAAAUGCAGACACACGUGCGGCUGGGAGACAUAAAGCACAUGACGAUCCCAGGAUUGUUGCAGCAGUGCGAGAGAGUGUUGCAUACCUCGUCUCUCAGAGAAACAUGCUUCUGAUUCCAGCACCUUUCUCACCAUUGAAGUAAUCACAAGAUAUAACAGCUUGCUUUUAGCCUACCUGCAGUUAAGAAAUUGUAUCAUCUGGGGAAAUGCAUUUUUCUUCUCUUUGCUUAAGUUAUCUUCCCACAAUGAAUUUACCAGAGCAGUAAAGUUACCCCGAUUAGUGUCACUGGAAAAGUUUUUGCUAAAGUAAUCAUUAAAAUUGGGUUUUGACGCAAAUAUUGCUCCCGUGAAAGGAUCAUAUGGCAAAACACUGUAGAAUUUCUUUAUAUUGCUAAUGUAUCUGCCAGCAAAUAGUGCAUGUAAAGUUUUGUAUUAUAGCUCAACCAUUCCUUCAGUCCAUCAAUGUUACUUUGCUUAAAUUAUUUUAUACUGUGUGAGUAACAGUAGUUGCUUAUGUUUUCUAUGUAUUUUCUUAUAGAGAAAAUGUGUGUGUGUGUGUGUGUGUGUGUGCGCGCGCGCGUGUAUACACACACACACACACACACACACACACACACCAGUGUCUUCUGCACCUGACUUAUUCUUACUUUUCACAAAUGAAAUUCUUCAGUCUUUUACCUUGAGUGUUGAAGUAUUAUUUAGUUGAUUACAAUGUCUGAUUUUCAGAAAGUUAGGGCAGAUAAUCUGAUGAAGAAAAAUGCUUAAAAGAUAGCAGCAGCUUCUCAUGUAUUCUAUUGUACUGUUUAUUUGCAUGUUUUCUGUUAGUAAUCAGUAAAAUUAUUAUAUGCUUGCUCCAUUUUCAGAAUAUUUUAAAUUUCCUGCUGUUGACCUGAAAGAAAUGAUCCUUAAUGACUUUGUAAACUUUAAUUCCUGUUUACUUGUAUUUCAUUAUUCAUAUUCUUUAUCCAUUUUUACUUAUCUAGUACAAAGUAUGCAUUUGUAAUACGCUUAGCCUUUGUAGGUUCAACAUUUUGCUGCCUCAACAUUUUGGAUUUUACAGCAGAUUUCUGCCUCCCACCAAGUUGUUCACAGCGGUAAUCUACAUGUUUUCAUUAUAUUUUUUGUUAGGUAGUGUUGAGUAUCUAUUCUUACGCUGUAUCCUAAUGUAAGGUGCGUCGCAUGCAAGGCUGCAAGAUGUCUCCAUAGUCUGAAUAUACACUUUGCUGAAGAGUUUUCUAAUAUUUAAAAAAAAUGUGACCACCUGUGCUAACCCUUCGUCUUUCUUCUUCCUAUGAAGCUCAGCUAGGUAAAUCCUAAUUCCAUGAAAACAGUACAUAUAUCUUUAGAGAUAGAAGAAAUUAUUGGGGAUAUUUUACAAUUUGCUAUAUAACUUAAAGUGCAGUCUUAAUUUGCUGAAAAGAGAGGAUGAAUUCUGUAUAUUAUUGGCAGCAGUACUUUUAUAAUGUAAAAUGCAUCUUAAAAUAUAACAACUUGCUUUUGAGCGGGAGAACACAGCUUCACUUUGAUAAUACUAAGAGCUGUGAUAAUUUAGGCUAGAAGUGUUUGUUAAAUAACCAUGCACAUAUGUUAAGGCAUACCGGCCAGGGUUACCAAGAGAACUGUUACUGAGUAAAGCAGAAAGCAGACACAUACUGUACAUUUCAUGAAUCUGAAAAAAAAAAUGAAAGCAUUAUAACCAACAGAAAUGUAUGUAUUUGUAUAUGUAUGUAUGUAUUUAUUUAUAGACUGUUGGUGGUGAGAGUGAAGAUAGUGCAGUUUUGUAAGUAAAUUUGCCAUAAUAGUAGACUUUAAAUGAAAUCACUUCUGUAGUAGCCUAACCUUAUAAGGGUUAUAUCCUGCCUAAGAUAUAAUGAUCGGCUAGUUUUCCAAAGCCUUGGGGUGCCCAGGCCGUUGGUUGCAUGACCAGGAGGUGAAAGUCAGCAGCCUUUGAAACUAAACACUUCAGGACUUUCUUGUCAACUGUAAAAGGGUGGUUAUGGUCCUGAUAAGAAAAGUAAAGUUAGGUAUGAAUAUACAAAUCCCUGCCCUAGUGUAAACAUAGACACAAAAAUCAGGAUGGAGGGUAGGGCGGCUACUGCAGCAGCUAUUGUUUAAACUUCUACUGUUAUGGUAAGUUUACUGGUAUGACUGCUGUAUGUGCAUUCUUAAAUCACUGCUGCAGUAGCCUAAGCUAUACUGGUAGAAUACCAGUGUCUACAUAGAUGGUGGGAGGAAAGAUAACUGUCCGUAAGCCCCUGAGAAAUGGACCUAGCAGAGCUUAUUAUGGUCCUGGAAAAGGAAUCUAGUUAGCUUAUAGUGCUUUAUAAAGGUAUGUAUAGAGGUCCAAAUAGCUGCAUCUCGAAUGCCUGUGGAGCCCCUGUUUUCCAAAAAGCCAUAGAAGAAGACAAGGGUCUCGUAAAAUAAGUCUAGACAAUGCCUGGAAAUGCCUUGUUAUGGUGGGGAAAAAAGCAAAGGACAGCCAUUUGGAGUUUCAGUAAAGGGUAUUCCAUUUUUAACUCAACUGUGGACCUACCUACUAUUUUAUUAUUUUGUAGUACGUUUUUUAAAAUUCGAAUUUUAUUAGUGAACUAGGUGCAUAAUAUAUUUCAAGGAGUGAACUUCACACCUGCCACACUGCAACAUUUCUGAUUGAUUUGAAAUAGUCUGCUUUGACACUCUGUCCUUUUUUUUUUUUUUUUUUUUUUUUUUUUUUUUAACUUUUAUAGGAAAUAAACAUCUGUUCAUCUUUCCUGAAAGGUUUAGUUCUGUCACAUAAUACCUGAGGUGCCUUUGCAGGCCCAGAGUAUGAGGCUUCCUUUCUUCCUGCUUUUUACAUUCUGGAAAGGAGACUGCAAGAUGGAUGGUUUGGCUUAAUGUAAACUCUGAAACCACUUUAGACAAAUGAGGGAUUUGAUCACAGAAAACUUUAGCAUUGUAGAAUAUCAGAUAGGGCUGACCCACAAGAAGAGCUUGCAGCUGAGAUACUCUUCUUGCAGACUAUCAGAUUCAUGUAGUGAGCUGGUUCAUAAGGAGCUGUAGAUAACUUUUCUAGGUCAAUAAAAGCUUGACCAAAGACUGUGAUGAAAAAGGAGAAUACAUGGGCAGACAUGCAGAAAUGGCUAAGAGGUGAACAUUGACAGAGAAAUAUGAAAGGCCAGAGAAUAGCAACUCUCACACAUUGUAUAACCAGUGGUUCAGAAACCCUGAAUGGGCCCUAGUUCUUUGUGCAGCACCAACUAGCAAGUGCUUUCCAUUUACUAAUAUAAGAUUUUUUGGUAGCAGGUUUCAUUGACUCGUUUAACACCUGCUGCAUGUCCCCAGAAAAAAAGGUGCCUAAAAGGUAUCAAAAGUGAAUCAUCUAAGCAGUCAGUUGUAGUUCUUUGAGGUUGUGAUGUAUCAAACCCCCUUGUUUUGUUUGAGUAGGUUCGCUGUGUGAGGACACUUGUGGUAACUGCCCUUAGCCAAUCCUGUAAGAAGGGAGAAUCUCUGCUGUCUGGGUCAGAAGGGAGUCACCACAAUGAUUUUUGGAGAAUCCUUCUGAAUCUUCUGAAUGACCCUGGGCAUCAGUGAAAAUGCAUACAGGAGCAUUCCUAUCCAAGUAAAUGGAAAAAAAGCAAACAUUUGUUUUCUAGGCCUGAUUGCAAAGAAUCCUGGAGUAGAAUUUCCUCAGUUGUCUUUUUUGAAAGGAGGCAAAACAGAUCUACUUGAGGAGUUCCCCAUAACAGGAUGAAUUUCUUGACAAAUUCCUCAUUUAGUUUCUAUUCUUUUCGUUUUUAAACACCUUUAUUGAACUAUCACUUGUGACAUAAGCAAAUUACAUUUAUAUAAAAGUAAUCAAACUGUACAAACAAGUUUAAGGGUCUGUCUUUUUCCUGCUGAGCUUGUCUGCCACAUUUUGCCCUAUCAGAAUAUAAGUUGCUUGAAGGAUUAAAUUGCUACUUCCCAAACUUACAUAACCACUCUGCGUAAGGGGUAAGAUCAGGCAUCCCUGUAUCACAGCACUGUGGGUGGUGACUGCAAUCACUUUUAGUGUCUGUGACCACAGAUGAUGCAUAAAACGGUUAACAUGAUUAAGAACUAACAUCCCUUUGACACUGAAUUGUUUUGGCCUGUCCAGUUUGUGACACAGCUCCCACAGAAAAUUUGAUGCAUUGUGUUAGACUGUGCAGGAGGAGUCAGAGAAAAUGGGAGACCUGUAUUCAAGGAUAUCUGGUUUUCCACCAAAGCAACUCUCUUGUCACAAAACCCAGCACUAGAAUAUGAAAUGUCAGGGGUGAAGGUGUUGGUACUGGGCUAUCAAUGGAGCUAGACACAUUGUGAAGACCCUUGGAGUAAUAGAUAACCUAAAGGGUAAUGCAUAGAACUGAUAGUGUGACUGAGACCAACACAACCGUAGAAAACUCCGAAAAUCUGUGGCAAUAGUAAUAUGUCAAUAAGAAUUUCAAGUGUAGAGUUACCAAAAAAAAAACUUGGAGAAAGAAUGUGAGAUGAAGUUUCUAGGGACAUUUUGAACUUUCACGACAGGUUGAGAAAAGACAGGUCAAGAACUAGUCUCCAAGAGUGGUCCUUCUUUGGCAUCAGAAACCUUUUUUAUUAAAAACCCUUUCUAUACUGAUCUGCUGGACUUGGUUGUAUAACUCAGACAGAAUGCAUUUGCUUGAUGACUUCAGAAACUGGUUUGAUUGGAAGAUGAGGGGGAAUUCACUGAAAAGGGUGGAGGAGGCUUUUCCACUGCCAUCUGUAAUGCUCCUGAAAAUUGGUGGAGAAUGUUGGGAUACUCCUUCUGUAUUAUUGUCUCAUUUUCUAGAAGCUUCCUCAUUCUUUUUUGAGCCUGCUUGCCACUUUUUUAUUGUAUAACCCCUUGUUAGAUGCCAGUUGAGACUGUUUAUUUAUUUAUUUUUUUAAAUAACCUGUGUUUGCGCAAAAGAUUGUAGCAAACCUGAAGGAAGGCUGAAAAAUCUGAGUUAACCUCUUAAUUUCCCUCUUUCUUCAAACUGUUUGAGUACCCGAGUAGCAGAAGGACCAAACAAAAACUCUUGCCCAGAGGAGAAUGUAAAAUUUCAAAUUGUACAUGUUUGGAAAGUUUCUGUGUACACACCCAGACAAACUGCUUCAUAACAGAGGCAGAAGCUGCUGUCCCCAGCACAGAGUCAGCACAGUCAUAAGAACAAUUUAAAGAAUGUGUAGUUACUUAGAAAACAGAAACAAUUAAAUCACUGAAGGGGGACUUGCUUUCUGAAGAAGAGGGAAAAUUGACAGUAAUUUUCCUCAUAAUGUCAGAGGAAGCCAACAGGUACAUCAGCGUGUGAGCCUGAUAAUUUAGACGUCUGAAGACUAAAUUAGCAGAAAAAUAAAUCCUCUUCCCUAAUCUAUCAAAAGCUUUCCCCUCCCUGUAGUAUUAACUAUUUUUGUAUUUAUUACAGCAAGAUUUGACACAAAUAAUCGCAGGAUCAAAAAUGGAUUAAGAAAAUAAAUGUUUGUAAGACUGUGGAACUGUAUAAAGUCUACUUCCUUUUUACGGACUGCAGCUUGACUGACAGUCAUACUGCAGACAAUAUAAAAAACAUCCUUGAAAGCUAUUAAAAUAGAAGGAAUAGCAGUAGGUUGUAGAAUUUCAGUUUAUAAUAAAUCAUUGUUUUCCUCAAAAAAGCUGGAAGACCCGUCUAUUCCCAUUGAAACAGCUUAUUAAUUCGGAAAUGCUUUCAGAAAAUGAACAUUCCUCCACGGGGAAGCUUUGAAGAAACACUUUCCUCAGACUUAGAAAGAAAAAAAAUAGAAUUACCAAAACCUUUCUUAAUCAUCAAAUAGGAAAUCACCAGAAACUGUUGAAAUUUUCCUUUUUUUUCCCCACUUAAAUUCCAGUCACCUUUCACAUGUUGUAAUGCCUACAAUAAACCUUUAGCCAAACCAAUAAACAGUUGUUUAGCUACAGAAACACAGUUAGAUGAAGACAAAUGUUUAACCAUCUUGACUCGUUUUUUUUUCCUCUAAGGACAUUUCUAGGGGGGACUGUCUCUUAGAUGAUACAGCCCCAGGGGGCAAGUCUGUUAGCCCGGAUCUGCAGAGAUACACUCCCCGCUCCCUCACACAAGACCUACAAGAGUGACUCUCCCAUGCCCUUCAAGGGCAUUUGACCAACCACAGAAGAUAUGGCUGACCUCUGGUUCAUGAUGGCUGAAGAUGUUACAUUGAGGGAUUUGGAGAAAAAUGUGAAUGGUCUGAGGAGCCAUUAAUGAACACAGCAGAGUCACACACCAAUGGCUGAGGCAUAGACUGAACCUGCUGUUUUGGAAAGGGAUGCUUGCAUAUUUUUUUUUCUUUGGUUUGGAAGAAGGUAGAACCAUGGAACCAAUAUUCUGUGUCCUAGUUAUGCCAAAAAAGGAGCCUGAUUCCCAUUUAGCAUAGCUAGAGCAAGUCAGUGAGGGGUAAGUUGCCAAAAGCAGUCUUCACAAUCAGACUGUUUAGUGACACUCUCAAAAUGCACUUGCCAACAAUAAAACAUAGUAAAUCCCACAAAAUAAGCACAAGUUUUUUUUCUCCAAAAAGAGCUGUAAACAAAUACAAACCGUAAACGUUAAAAUUAGAAGGUAAACAAUCUGAGACAGUCCCAAAAAGCACUCAUUUUCCUUCAAAAAAUAAAGUUUCUCACGGAAAUCAGCACAUUUUUCACAGAAAAUAACAUAUUGUAGAAGGUUUUCCUGCCCAGCAAUGGAAGAUAGUUACCCGACCGUUAGUUCUCUAAUGCCCAAAAGAGGGACAAACUUUAAAGUCAGCAAGAAAUUACUGAAGCUACUGGUUUUCUUUACUUGAAACUCUUGCAGUCAGCAGUCUGGAUGCAGGUGGAGGGACCCUAAGGAUUUAGACGACCAGCCAGUCAUUAUGUCAUGGGCAAGAUAUAACACACGUAGCUUAGGCAUGAAUGAACAUCAUAGGCUUAGGGCACUGUGCUGUCUCAAAAUAAUCUCCUGUAGACUACAGAAAUGUUUUGUUAUCUGUGUAGUAAGUUAAACACUGAAGUUCAAGUUCAAAUUUAUUGUUGCAUUUUAUUUCGUGAGCACUUUACAUGGGAAGAAUCACAGGUAAGAACAGUGUUUAAAAGCACUGAGUGUACAAAAGUGAAAUUGUCAGUGAAGACCAGAUAAAAUGUAAACUAGAACAUAUAUCUGUCACACAAAAUAUACUAAAGUAUAAAUGUCUGUAGAAGUCACUUUUUCAUCAUUAAAUUAAUGAUGCUUUACAUUUUCUAAGCAGUAAUAUAGAAUAGUCUGUCAUUUUCCUGACUUGAUAAGUGAUUUUAAGUUUGUUUGUCCAAUUCCCUCAAUCAGGCUUUGCAGUGAUCAUGUACAGAAAUUGUAAUAAAAUUUUCAUAAAUCAA
Molecule: messenger RNA, 8153 nt
Organism: Protopterus annectens (West African lungfish)
Lineage: Eukaryota; Metazoa; Chordata; Ceratodontiformes; Protopteridae
Gene: NIPSNAP3A
Product: nipsnap homolog 3A
Exons: 6
Coding region: 160-921 (253 amino acids)
Cellular component (GO): mitochondrion
Source: RefSeq, a predicted model, not a curated record